This is a messenger RNA of Conger conger (European conger), 2483 nucleotides long. RefSeq names its product DEAD (Asp-Glu-Ala-Asp) box helicase 1 (gene ddx1). The transcript is spliced from 26 exons. Gene Ontology annotation, molecular function: ATP binding; nucleic acid binding; protein binding. NCBI's taxonomy places the organism in Eukaryota, Metazoa, Chordata, Actinopteri, Anguilliformes, Congridae. The coding region runs from base 62 to 2284 and encodes 740 amino acids. The record is from RefSeq and is a predicted model, not a curated record.
CAGUACACGUUACAUCCGGCAUAUUUCUUCGUCGGUGGAAGAAUUUUCCCAGGGUGCAGACAUGGCAGCCUUUUCUGAAAUGGGUGUGAUGCCUGAGAUUGCUCAGGCGGUGGAGGAAAUGGACUGGCUACUUCCAACAGACAUUCAGGCUGAGUCCAUUCCUUUAAUUCUUGGAGGAGGGGAUGUGCUCAUGGCUGCAGAGACCGGUAGUGGGAAGACUGGGGCCUUCAGCAUUCCGGUCAUUCAGAUUGUGUAUGAAACACUGAAGGACCAGCAGGAGGGGAAGAGGGGGAGAGCAUCGGUUAAGACCGGUGGUGCAGUAAUGAACAAAUGGCAGAUGAACCCUUACGACAGAAGCACAGCUUUUGCGAUUGGUGCGGACGGGAUGUGUUGCCAAAGCAGAGAGUUUAAGGAGUGGCACGGGUGUCGCUCCACAAAAGGCGUAACCAAAGGGAAGUAUUAUUAUGAAGUGUCUUGCCACGACCAAGGUCUGUGUCGAGUGGGAUGGUCCACCGCCAAAGCAGCCUUGGAUUUAGGCACAGAUAAGUAUGGAUUUGGAUUUGGAGGAACGGGGAAGAAGUCUCACAACAAACAGUUUGACAGUUAUGGAGAGGAAUUUACCAUGCACGACACCAUAGGAUGCUGCCUGGACUUGGACAAAGGUCAUUUGUCAUUUUGCAAAAAUGGGAAGGAUUUGGGUUUGGCCUUUGAGACCCCUCAGCAGUUAAAAAACGAGCCGUUCUUUGCUGCUUGUGUCUUGAAGAAUGCGGAGCUGAAGUUCAAUUUUGGUGAAGAAGACUUCAAAUCUACUCCCCCGGAAGGCUUCACGCCUCUUUGCCAAGCUUCAGAGAAAUACUGCGUGAAGUCGAGUCAAUCAGGAACCGCCCAGGUGAGUCAGGUGAAGAACAUGGCCAACGCGCCGAAGGCCCUCAUUGUCGAACCCUCCAAGGAGCUUGCAGAACAGACGCUGAACAACGUGAACCAGUUCAAGAAAUACGUGGAGAAUCCUCAGCUGCGGGACCUAUUAAUCAUGGGAGGGGUGGCUGCCAAGGAACAGCUCUCUGUGCUGGAACAAGGGGUCGACAUCGUUGUGGGAACGCCAGGUCGAUUGGAUGACCUCAUAUCGACCGGAAAGCUCAGCCUGUCGCAAGUGCGGUUCCUGGUCCUGGAUGAAUGUGAUGGGCUGCUUUCAGCAGGGUAUACUGAUUUCAUCAUGAGAAUCUACAACCAGAUUCCCCAGAUCACAUCUGACGGGAAGAGAUUACAGGUGAUCGUGUGCUCGGCGACGCUGCACUCCUUCGAUGUGAAGAAGCUGUCGGAGAAGAUCAUGCACUUCCCCACCUGGGUGGACCUGAAGGGGGAGGACUCCGUCCCGGAGACGGUCCAUCACGUGGUGGUGCCCGUGAACCCCAAAAUCGACCGGCUCUGGGAGCGCCUCGGGAAGAACGCCAUCCAGACGGACGAAGUGCACCUUAAAGACAAUACCAGGCCAGGUGGCAGCACACCAGAGAUGUGGUCCGAGGCCAUUAAGAUCCUGAAGGGGGAAUACGUGGUGAGAGCCAUCAAAGAACACAAGAUGGAUCAGGCCAUUAUCUUCUGCAGAACUAAAAUAGACUGCGACAACCUGGAGCAGCACUUCAUCAAGCAAGGAGGAGGACCUGACAGAAAGGGACACCAGUACUCUUGCGUCUGUCUCCACGGUGACAGGAAACCCAAUGAGAGGAAGUACAACCUGGAGCGGUUCAAGAAACAGGAGGUGAAGUUUCUGAUCUGUACCGAUGUGGCUGCCAGAGGGAUUGACAUCCGCGGCGUUCCGUACGUCAUCAACGUCACUCUGCCGGACGAGAAGCAGAACUACGUCCACCGUAUCGGGAGAGUCGGGAGAGCUGAACGGAUGGGUUUGGCCAUAUCGAUGGUGGCUAUGGAGAAGGAGAAGGUGUGGUACCACGUGUGUGCCAGCAGGGGGAAGGGCUGCACUAAGACCUGGCUGAAGGAGGAUGGAGGAUGCACCAUCUGGUACAACGAGAAGGAGCUCCUGUCCGAUAUCGAGGAGCACCUGAAGUGCACCAUCACGCAGUGUGAGCCGGACAUCAAGGUGCCCCUGGACGAGUUCGACGGGAAGGUGACCUACGGCCAGAGGAGGGCCACUGGAGGUGGGAUGUACAAGGGGCACGUGGACGUUCUGGCCCCCACGGUCCAGGAGCUGGCCAAUCUGGAGAGAGAGGCCCAAACCUCCUUCCUGCAUCUGGGCUACCUGCCCAAUCAACUCUUCAGGGCUUUCUAGAGGGCGGGACCACCAUGAAACAAGCACUACAGCGUAUUUACAGCAGAAAUCUACAGGAAUUUGGUUUAUUUGCAGCUUAGCUGAAACACUUUUAGUUUGAAACAAUUAAAAAAUAUAUGAUUUCAUCUGUAAAAACAAACAAAUAAUUGAAUUGAAUGUGGCUUAUGUUCCACACGGUUAAUGAGCUUGAAAUAAAGUG